AAAGCAGUUGAGUGAUCAUCCGUCUUCCCAUUCUCAUCCACACUCCAUCUUUAUGAUCAAUCUCUCUACCCCCCAAAUUUCUAGCAAACAUGCUCUGAAAAAACACCACUUCAGAUAAGAAAUCACUAAACUAUAUAGAUGAUCAAUUUUCUUGAUUAAGAUGUCUGUAAACUAUGACAACUGGGAGAGGCUGGUUGGAGCAGUCUUGCGGCGGGAGGGAGACAGGGAAAUAGCCUUGGCCGAUUCCAGGGAUCCCAGCAUCAUCAGCAGCAGCAGCAGAACUAGCUCCGCCUCCGCCGAUUCCAGGGAUCCCAGCAUCAUCAUCAUCAUCAGCAGAACUAGCUCCGCCUCCGCGUUUUCUACUUCAGAUCUAAGCAGUUUUACCUCCUAUAUUUCUCAGUUUGAUCAUACCCCAAGUGGUAUUCGAUUACCUAUGGACUACACCGACCUAAAGCUCGAUCACCACGAAUGGAAGACGAUGCUGCCGCCAGAUAAACCUGAAGCAGUAUGGACAUCGGCCUCUCUGAGCUUUUCUCUUGAUCCAGGGACGGGAAAGAACUGUUUCAUGCUGGGAGCAACAAAACUUGUAGUAUUCUUACCUGAUAGUUGGGAAAUCAGAUCUCACCCAAAAUCAAGAAUGUGCAGAUUCGAGGAGGUGGUUGUGCCAAGAGACUCGUGGGGGUUUGACAUCCGAGGCAGAAUACAUACACGAAUGCUUUCUCCAGAAACUUUUUAUGAAGUAUAUCUUGUGUAUGAAUUAGCUGAUAAGGGCACAGAAAUGGACAAUUUUGCCCGUGCAAGAAUUACAAAUCUUUUUCGUGGACGUGCAUUAGACAUCUAUCAUCCUAGAAGUCAAGAAAAGAUGGUGCGCUUAUUUCAACCAAGUAGUGGAAGAGACGAUGGGUGGAUGGAAAUACAACUUGGAUGUUUCUAUGUUGGUUAUGCCCUCCGCGGAGAGGUGGAGGUGCAGUUGUCGGAUAUAAACUAUAGAAUGAACAUUAUUGUUGAAGGUAUUGAGUUUCGACCUAUGAAGGCCAAGAAAACUUUUGGAUUUUUUCAAUAUAAUGAAUACCGUUUUCCAUACCGUAUCAAAUGGUUUCACGCGGCAGUAUCUGAAAGCAUAACUGUCAGGGGCAUUUUUGACUUUUUGCUCGUCGAGGGCUACUACCCUUAUAGAGAUAUCAACGUUGAUCAGGGCAGCCAAGGAGUGGUGGAGGCGCGGUUUCUGGAGAGGAAUGGCUACGGAAUGGAGGGCCUCGUUAUUGAAGUAAUUUUCUUGAUUGAGAUGGCUAUGAACUAUGACAACUGGGAGAGGCUGGUUGGAGCAGUCUUGCGGCGGGAGGGAGACAGGGAAAUUGCCUUGGCCGAUUCCAGGGAUCCCAGCAUCAGCGGCAGCAGAACUAGCUCCGCCUUCGCGCCCUCUACUUCAGAUCUAAGCAGUUCUGCCUCCUAUAUUUCUCGAUUUGAUCAUACCCCCAAUCUUACUCGAUUACCUAUGGACUAUACGGACCUAACGCUCGAUCACCACGAAUGGAAGACGAUGCUGCCGCCUGAUAAACAUGAAGCAGUAUGGAGAUCGGCCGCCCUGAGCUUCUCCCUUGAUCCAGAUACAGGAAAGAACUGUUUCACUCUGGGAGUUGCAAAACUUGUAUUCGUACCUGAAGGUUGGGAAAUGAAAUCUCACCCCAAAUCAAGAAUGUGCAGAUUCAAGGAGGUGGCUGUGCCAAGAUACUCGUGGGGGCUUGAUAUCCGAGGCAGAAUUACAACACAAAUGCUUACUCCAGAGACUCUUUAUGAAGCGUAUCUUGUAUUUGAACUAGCUGAUAAAAACACAAAAAUAGAAUAUUUUGCACAGGCAAGAGUUAGAAAUUUUUUCCGUGGGCGUGAACUAGAUAUCGAUCGUCCCGGAAGGCAAGAAAAGAUGGUGAGCUUUCAACCAAGCAGUGGAAGAGACGACGGGUGGAUGGAAAUACAACUUGGAUGUUUCUAUGUUGAUCAUGGCCUCAAAGGAGAGGUGGAGGCGCGGUUAUUGGAUACAAACUAUAGAAUGGACAUCAUUGUUGAAGGUAUUGAGUUUCGCCCUAUGAAGGCCAAGAAAAGCACAAAGCCAAAGGGAUUCUUUCAAACUUUUGGAUUUCGUCAACAUAAUUAACACGGGCAAAUUGCACGCAGGCCUCCUGUGGUAGAUAUAUUAGGCAAAAGGCUCCUUUCUGGAGAAAGCAAUAUUCAAUUAAUCCUUUAAAAUUCAAUAUUUUGACAUUGUUACUAUUAUAGCUUUAAGGUCAGUAAUUAAUUUUAGCGACUUUAAUUCACGUAACUUCAUAUGUAUAUAUGUUGUUAACUUUUUACGAAUGUUUUUGUUACUCUGCAUUCUAAUAUGCAAUUUUGAUUCUAUUGGUUGUUUGAUACA
Molecule: messenger RNA, 2410 nt
Organism: Sesamum indicum (sesame)
Lineage: Eukaryota; Viridiplantae; Streptophyta; Magnoliopsida; Lamiales; Pedaliaceae
Source: RefSeq, a predicted model, not a curated record